Gastrolobium bilobum is the source of this 851-nucleotide messenger RNA. RefSeq lists its product as uncharacterized. Lineage: Eukaryota; Viridiplantae; Streptophyta; Magnoliopsida; Fabales; Fabaceae. Bases 14 to 835 code for a protein of 273 amino acids. The record is from RefSeq and is a predicted model, not a curated record. The transcript has 2 exons.
UAAAGGGACAGACAUGAAGCCCUUCAAGAAACUCCAUGUUAUUUCUUUACUAGUUUUCAAUUUCAUAUUAGGUUCUUCUAUACCACAGCAUAAUCAUACAAAGUACUGUGGGAAUAUCAGAACUCAAACACCUUUCUUGAAUCCAAAUUCUUCUAUACCUUCUCUAUUAGGUAGCAUCACCCUUUGCAUAUCUCAGAAUCUCUACUUCAGAACAUCCCUUGGCCUUUUUGAAAUUUCUUCACUUGACUAUAAUGGUAGAUUACUAACGAUCACUCACUCAUCUUGUUCUUCUCUCCAAUAUGUUUCUCCUCUGGCUGUCACAGCUGGUUUCCCUUCCCCUCCAGAACCUAACUCACUUGUUCUCUUCAACUGCUCAAAGAGAAGAGAUCCCAUUUCACCAUUUAUGCAAAGCUGCAGAGACUUUUAUAAAUGUGGAGGUGCUGCUUCAUCAUCUUCUAGUAUUCAAGAGCACGAGAAAUAUCCUUAUUCAUGUUUAGUUGUUGAAGAUCUGCAAAAAGUAGAAAAGGGUUUUCAUCCUGAACAAUUGAACUGCUCCCAUUACAGUUGGGUACAUAGAAGUUCUUCAGAUGGUGGAAAUAAUGGAUACAAGUUGGGAACAAGAAUAUCUAUUGAAGUUUCAAAAUUUGUACCAGAUAUUUGUAAGGGGUGUGAAACGCCUAAUGGCACCUGUGGUGCUGGGUUGAAGUGUUUAUGCCACGCAAAAGAGUGCAAAGACAAGGUUAUCUCCAAGGCUGGGUCCAUAAAAUCUACUGGUAGUGUUUUUUUCUCUUUACUUUCUUUUAUUGGUUCAUUAGCCUUCUUCAUGCAAGUUUAACAAAGCUUAUCUAAGG